AUGAUGCUGAAACACUUCUACAGAGACGGAUACAGGUCUAGACGAACGACAAUUGCAAGAGCAGCUGCGAAGCUCCGCCGCAUCAAGAUGGGAAAGACCGCCGACAGUCGGGAAAAAAGAGCUCGGAAGAUGCAGACGUCAAAGAUGAGAAGAGCUCACUGCCCUUGGCGACAGACCCGUAGCAGAUGGACUACAAAUAGCUGCAGCUCAAACCACUCUCAGUGCUUUGCGACUUUGACGGAAGCUCUGCUUCUUUCAACAGAAACACCUGUGGAAGUGCCGUUCAUAAUAUUUACGUUAUAA
Molecule: messenger RNA, 303 nt
Organism: Cooperia oncophora
Lineage: Eukaryota; Metazoa; Nematoda; Chromadorea; Rhabditida; Trichostrongylidae
Source: the annotation of a GenBank genome assembly